AUAACGCUACUGGUCGAAUAUGUUGUGCUAACGUUAAUGUUACCCACUCACAUUAAGUCCCGUUCAUCGGCAUUGUUAUUGUCGUUGGUUAGCACAACCAUCCUACUAAGUUACUAAAGCUGUGCACAGCAAAUCUUGUGAAAAUAAAUAAAGACGUCUCGCGCGACCGCCUGCAAAAUUGUUUUUAAAGGUAACCUUAGUAAGACACCCUAGCGUCUCUCCGAAGAAGUUGGCCACAGUCGGCACACGGACCAAAUAAGAGGAAGCGAUUCAGAACGAGGCUGACUGCGUCCCAGUAAACCUGUGUGUUGGAGAAAAGUUAUGUGCCUCAAGUCAUUUCAGCGACCUAUGCAUCGUUCUUUCUUUGAAAAUACGUUCCUUGAGAUGAAUUAAAUGAUCAGGCACAACAGCUCAAAUGACAAAUACUUUUUUUGGUUAAUCACAUUGACGAUCAAAUGUCUUUAAGCGAUGGGGUAUAAAAUAAUGCAGAGAAGGAAGGGAUGUAGUUUGAAAGAAGUCGUUGAGUCUCAAGUUCCUUUUGGUCGAAGUACAUUUGUGUGUGAUUUAAUGAUGGUGGAAUCAAUAAAAUGUGUACCGAAGAGGAAAACUAAACGGCGCCACGGCUCGGUUAGGCCCACAGAAACACACCUGAUGCCCAAGGACUCAAAUAGCCCUACCAGCAGGCCCACCCAGCAGUCUCAGUCAUCUAACCCAUCUGCAGACAAAAGUGCCUCCUCAAUUUUGAAAAUAUCUGUUGACCUUUGGCCUGUCCUGUCCAUGGCUGUUGAACCCCUUAAAAUGGACCAAAAUGACAUUUCUUAUGAUGAUCUGAAAAUUGAAGAAAUCAGACUCUCAAAUGAAAUAAAAACUGAUAAACAUUCGAAAGAAGUCAAAUCCAUGACUAUUAAUCAAAAACUCAAAUUACACCAGGAUAAACCCAUGGGGAGUAAUAAAAUCAUGCUGCCUCCACUGAAAUCCACUCUUCCAGCAUCUAACUCUGAUAAACCAUGCUGCACACUGCCACACAUUGAUGUUGCAGAAAAGCAUCCUCUGGAUUUUGGUCAUUCUAAAUCACAAAUAGAAAAGGAAUGUGAAGAGUCAAAGCCAAGAUUUCUGCAGACUGAUGUCAUCAAGAAUAUCCUGAGCCAAAAUAUGGCACCACAGUUGCAGCUCCCUGAUAUUUCUGUGUCAAGCUUCCAAAUGCUCAUUGAGAGAGUGGAAAGGCAACUGGACAGGGGCAAAGUAAAACUUCCUGAGAUCAAGCUACCCCGAGCUCAAAGGGAGAUGACUGAGAUGUCGGCCAGGAUGUCUUGCAGUCCUCCUCUCCAGAAGAAUGUGAAUCAGCUCGCUAUCCUCCGCUUUCAUAAGGAAGCACAUAAUUUCCCCUGGGCUGUCAACAAAUCAAAACUCCACUGAGUAUACACACACACACACACACACACACACACACACACACACACACACACACACACACACACACACAUACACACUAACACAGGGAACACACGCAAAUGUAUCUCCAGGAAAUGU
Messenger RNA from Sardina pilchardus (European sardine), 1530 nucleotides. RefSeq lists its product as uncharacterized. The transcript has 4 exons. Lineage: Eukaryota; Metazoa; Chordata; Actinopteri; Clupeiformes; Clupeidae. The record is from RefSeq and is a predicted model, not a curated record. Bases 469 to 1416 code for a protein of 315 amino acids.